Messenger RNA from Hevea brasiliensis (rubber tree), 1281 nucleotides. RefSeq names its product protein EXORDIUM-like 2. Bases 107 to 1063 code for a protein of 318 amino acids. Lineage: Eukaryota; Viridiplantae; Streptophyta; Magnoliopsida; Malpighiales; Euphorbiaceae. The record is from RefSeq and is a predicted model, not a curated record. The transcript has a single exon.
UUAUAGUUGCUCCCUAUAAAAAGGCUAUAUAUCAUGAGCCUUCAAACACAACAUUCUGUCCUUCACAAUAACAAUAAUCCUUCAUUUAUAUCCAAGAAAGAUCAAAAUGUUAGCGAGGUCUCUGCUCUGCCCCCUGAUUACUAUAGUUGCCCUGGCCUUAGCACCCCGAUCAUAUUCUAACCAAACCCAAACCCAAUCUUCUUCUGUAGCCCUAACAUCCAACACACUCGCGUACCAUGGAGGCCCUCUUUUGACAGAACCCAGUGUUAUCAAUGUCUACCUUGUAUGGUAUGGAUUUUUCUCCAUAAAAGACAGAAAUUCCAUACUUGAUUUCUUUGCUUCUUUCAACCCCGAGGUCAUUGAUCCCCAUCUAAAGCCCAGUGUCUUAACAUGGUGGAAAAUAACUGGUUCUUACAAGGACAAGGCUCAGAAGCCUGUUUCUAGGGCUUUUAGAGUCGUUAAACAAGUUGCCGAUGUAUAUUCUUUGGGCAAGAAUAUCAGGCGUGCCCAAAUAGCUGACGUUGUCAAGAACAAUAUAAAAGCCAAAAGACUUCCUGAAGACUCUAAAGGUUUUUACCUAGUUUUGACCUCUAAGGACACAAUCGUGGAGAAAUUUUGCAGGGAUUCCUGUGGGUUUCAUGACAGUGCUCAGCUCUCCAAGGUUAAAGUAGUAUAUGCACAUGUAGGAGACUCGGGACAGUGUCCUGGAUUUUGUGCCUGGCCUUAUGCAGUUCCAGCUUAUGGUCCAGGGCCUGCCCUGGUGGCACCUAAUGGUGUUAGUGCUGAUGGGAUUAUUAUAAACAUUGCAACUGUUCUUGCAGGAGCUGCUACCAACCCUUAUAAGAAUGGUUACUUCCAGGGCAAUGCCUUGGCACCACUGGAGGCUGUCUCCGCUUGUCCUGGAAUAUUUGGUGCUGGAGCUUAUCCAGGAUAUCCUGGAAAGUUGAUCGUUGAUAAAACUAGCAAGGCAAGCUAUAACGCUUACGGUGCCAAUGGCAAGAAAUUUCUCCUUCCAGCAAUUUGGGACUUGCCGACCUCGGUCUGCAAGGCUGUUGCCGCUUGAUUUAAAAUUUACAGGAAGAGAUAGCAAGUAAAAGAUUAUACGGCAUUAUGCAGAAAAUGGUUCUAUGUUGAAAAUUUGCUUGUGUGACAGAAAACUGCUAUAUCGAGAAUUUGGAUAUAGCAAAUAUAAAGUGUACGUACCAACUACCAAUUAUCGAUUAAGAGAGAAAAGGGCAUCGUCUUGGUAAUAAUACAUACAUAAUUUGAUUGUUAUGAAUA